Scleropages formosus (Asian bonytongue) is the source of this 2256-nucleotide messenger RNA. RefSeq lists its product as uncharacterized. The coding region runs from base 363 to 794 and encodes 143 amino acids. The record is from RefSeq and is a predicted model, not a curated record. Lineage: Eukaryota; Metazoa; Chordata; Actinopteri; Osteoglossiformes; Osteoglossidae. The transcript has 2 exons.
AGGGGUGUGCGCGCUCGGAGCCGUGCAAAAAAGUGCAGCAAAGAGCUCAGAGCGGAAGAGGCGACAGUCUCCGCUUGCAAAGCGCUGCCAUCGGUUCGAACCGCACGAGAAAGGUGUACGAUUCACCGAGCACAAGGUACGUUUCCCUCCGGAAGGGGAGGGAUUAAUCGUAAUUCCUUUUCCCUUUGGCCCUGCUCUCCUGAGUCGCCCGAGACCCCCCACCCACCGCCCCCAACCCCCCAAACCCCUCACUUUGUUACCCAGAGGAGAAGUGCCAAGUGGGGAGAAGUAGAGAAGGGAAGGAAUCGAGAAGGAUAAUCCAAAGAUCAAGUGAGUCUGACGGAUCGCGAGAUCUAUGAGCAAUGAACGUCCUGAUGGUCAACGCGUCCACCGUCCCCUGGACCGAGAUCCCGUCUCCGAGCUUUUCGAGCCCAGCCCCCACCGCCCCGCUGCCCCCUGAUGCGCACACUCCACUUCCCACCAUCAUCGUCGUUUUUUGCCUCUUCGUUCUUUUCGCGAGCUGCACGGCGUUCCUGGCCAUCUGCAGGCCUUCUGCGGAGGCGGGUCUCCCUGACGGCGGGUGCGGCUCAGCGGAGGCCCUCCCCUGCAGCCCUUCCCUUUCCAGCGAGCCGGAGCUGAAGCUAUGGAAGCGACUGGGCUCCGUCCGUCGCUCCUUAACCUCCUCCUUCCGACGCCCGCCCCAGCGCCGCCCCGACAGGAGGGCCUCGGCACCCACCCCCACCCCUCCCCACCUCAGCGUACCCUGCCUGUACGACCACGCUACAGAGAUCUGACCGGCGCCCUUCCCAGCGACCGCACGCGGCCUGCUAAACUGAACCACAGGGGCCAACCGUGGAGUCCAGAAGAUGCCGUCUUGAUGUGUGAAAAGACUGAUGGGAAAUGAAGUUCAGAGCCAGUUUAGAAAACACAAUGACUACUGCCGGCAUCUCGAAUCCUGUACUAACUUAAACUAAGUACUGUACUUAAUAUGGAUACAUAGUAUUGACUCGCUUGUAUGAUGAGGCUCGGUAAGAACCAGCAGUCGUGACCUUAAACGUAAAUCAGGAUGCCUUUUAGUAUCACUUCCACUCCCUUCAUCCUGGAGUGAACUUUUUGACUUUGGAAGGAAAAGUCGACCGGCUUCCUUUCCAUAUUUUCAUCACGGCAGUUGCACAGGUCCCCCGUACGAUGGCAAGCGUACUACCUCCGAGCGUUACUGUUACCGUGCCUUCACUCGAACGACACACUCUGUGCAUGUACAGUGGUCCCCCCUCAUCCGUGGUUUCAGUUACACGCGGUCAACCGCAGGCCAAAAAUAUUAAAUGGAAAAUUCCAGAAAUAAACAAUUCAUGUGUUCUAAAUCGUGCGCCGUUCUGAGUAGCAUUAUGAAAUCUUGUGAUGAAAUCACACUAAUCAUCCCUUUGUCCAGUGUAUCCACACUAUAUCUGCUACCCACCCGUUAGUCACUUAGUAGCAUCUCUGUUGUCACAUCGACUGUCGCCGUAUCGCAGUGCUUGUGUUCAUGUAACCCCUUUUUAAAUAAUUUAAAAAAAAAAAGUAUAUAUCGGGUUCAGUAUUAUCCGUGGUUUCAGGCAUCAGCUGGGGGUCUUGGACCAUAACCCCCGCGGAUAAGGGGGGACUACUGUACAGAUAUGUAGAUCACCUGGAUGAUCCACAUCGCCUUUUUGAACGUUGCCCAAGGUAACGUCCCCGAUUCCACAUCUGGUUCCGUCGGCACAUUUCACGUUUUAUUUGCUCCACUUCUCACCGUGAAAUGACGCGCUCGACUGUUUACAGGGCACCUGUCGAGACCUCCACCCGAGGGGGGCAGAUGUUGUAAACAAACUCCCCGCGAACACGGUUCCCGCGUCCUGGACUGCACCACUCCACCGCGCUUUCGGGGGCGUCAUUCAUCAGAAUACCUGUGAGAGAGCUGUGCGUUUGCUCCCCGAACAAGCGCUACGCCACACAGACCUCCAUUGGAUACGCAGUUUUUUUGCUUCAGAAAUAUUAGGAAUUGACCCUUUUGAUAAGAGUCAAACAUCUUGUUUUAUUUUUGUGCGACACAUUGCUGGAAGUUAUAAUGGUUCAGCUCAGUGCUUUGACCUUCUGCCUGGCUCUUCAGCACAUUAACACUGUUGAUAGUUGACUCGUUGCCAUGGUUACCAGCCCAUUCCACCCUGAAGCCUGGUGUCGCUGCGCAUAUAAGCCACUUCGGGUGUGUGUCCGUCAUGUGUCUUGUGCAAACUCCCUACG